Lathyrus oleraceus (garden pea) is the source of this 972-nucleotide messenger RNA. RefSeq lists its product as uncharacterized. Gene Ontology annotation, biological process: DNA integration. The transcript has 3 exons. The record is from RefSeq and is a predicted model, not a curated record. NCBI's taxonomy places the organism in Eukaryota, Viridiplantae, Streptophyta, Magnoliopsida, Fabales, Fabaceae. The coding region runs from base 1 to 972 and encodes 323 amino acids. Gene Ontology annotation, molecular function: nucleic acid binding.
AUGGGAGUUGUUUCACUUCAUAAGUUAGGGUUAGUAUAUCUAGAGAACUUUGAGAUCCUGACUAUUGAAAAUUUGGUUGAUACUGAUUGGAGAAAGACAAUAGUCAGUUACUUAGAAAAUCCAGUUGGUUCGACAGAUCGAAAAGUUAAAUAUAGAUCUCUGAGCUAUAUGCUCAUAGGAAACAAAUUGUUUAAGAAAACGCCUGAGAGGGUUUUACUUAAAUGCUUUGGAGAAAGUGAGACAUAUUUGGCCGUAUUGUAUCGACUUGGUUGUCAAGAAUGCAAGGUCCAUUCAAGCAUUCAACAUGUCACUGCAAGUGAAUUGUACGCGCUUGUAAAACCAUGGCCAUUUAGAGAAUGGGCCUUGGAUUUGAUUGGUGAAAUUCGACCAGCAUCUUCUAAAGGUCAGAAAUAUAAUUUAGUAGGCAUUGAUUAUCUUACAAAGCGGAUCGAAACAAUUCCUUUAGUCAAUGUUGAUCAAGAUACUAUAAUAGAGUUUAUUCAAAUAAACAUUAUCUAUAAGUUUGGACUUCCUGAGGCCAUUACGACAUAUCAAGGUUCGGUGUUCACUCGUCGAAAGAUGCAGGAAUCUGCCUAUGAAAUGGGGAUUAAGUUACUGACUUCGACACCUUAUUAUGCUCAAGAAAAUGGUCAGGUGAAAGAAGCUAACAAGAUUGUCAUUAGUUUGAUCAAGAAGCAUGUGGGGAAGAAACCAAAGAAUUGGCAUAAAAUGUUCGAUCAGGUCUUAUGGGCAUGUCAAGCCUCUCCCAAAGAGGUGACAAAUACGACUCCUCGAUUGACUUAUGGACACGAAUUUGUUUUUCCAAUCGAAAUCUAUUUGCAAUUAGUUCGAAUUCAGAGGCAGGGAGAAAUUCCAUCUGAUCAUUAUUGGAGCAUGAUGUUGGAUGAAAUGGUCGAUUUAGAUGAAGAAAAGUUGGUAGCAUUAGACAUGUUAAUAAGACAAAAGGAGUGA